Molecule: messenger RNA, 1254 nt
Organism: Gilbertella persicaria
Lineage: Eukaryota; Fungi; Mucoromycota; Mucoromycetes; Mucorales; Choanephoraceae
Exons: 4
Coding region: 65-943 (292 amino acids)
Source: RefSeq, a predicted model, not a curated record
GACUUGCGCGUUAAAAUCUUUUUCUUUCUCUCUCUUUUUUUUGUGCUUGUGAAAUAGAUAACUUAUGGCUCAACCACCGCCCAAUUCAGUGCCCACAGGACAACCUUCACCAUCAAUACCAAAUCAAGCUAAUACCCAACCACCACCACCAACACAGCAACCACAACAACAAGCAGCAGGAUUGUACGGAUAUCCCGAACCUCAAGGAGGUAUAUUUGAUAUGGUGAAGCGUAAGAUUCGAGAAGCUGCUGGAUAUCGAACAGUCAUGGAUCCAAUGGCCAUGAGUCGAUAUGGAGCUAUGAUGCCAAUGAUGCCUCCAAUGAUGACUAACACUAUGCCAAAUAUCAUGAUGGCUCAACCCAACAUGAUGAUGGAUGACAUGAUGAAUGCUCAACCUUAUCAUUUGCUUUCACAGCAACAACAGCAACUUCAACAAUUACCUCCACAUCAACAACAGCAAGCAUUAUUGAUGGCUAUGAUGAUGAUGAACCCUCAAAUAGCCAACGGUGCUAUGACGCCUGGUCUUGUUACACCUGGAAAUGGGCCUUAUACUCAACAGAUGAACCCAAUGUAUCAACAGUACAUGAUGAAUGGUGGAUUAACACUGGGAAACAAUAUGAUGAUGCCAGGAAAUAACAUGUUACAACAACAACAGCAAAUGAUGAUGCAUCCUUAUUUACAGCAACAACAACAACAACAACAACAACAACAACAACAACAGCAGCAAAUGAUGAUGAUGUACGGUGGCCAACAGCCAGGAUUUAUGCCCAGUUAUAGUGGUGUCAAUCAUGGUUAUUAUGGUAACUAUGAUCAACCAAACUAUUACUAUGGCAACGGUGCUACGCCCUAUGCUUCUACAGGUUAUCAGCGUGGUAUGAUGGACCCUUACAGUCCCUAUGGUGAUCCUUAUGAUAUGUAUGCGUCUAAACGAGGUUAUUUCUAAACUAUCUUUGUAAACAAAGUUGUAUCAUGUUUAUUGUUAUCAAAGAGAUGACGGCAUGAUCGGAUACUCAAAUUAAAGUAACACGCAAAGCAUAAAUGAAGCAUAUCUUCUUUUUCUUCCUCCCCCCCCUUUUUUUUCUUUUUCUUUUCUAUAUGGAUUCUCAACUUAUUAAAACAGUCAACAAGCUACAAGACGCUUUUGCAACAUGGUAAAAGUUCAGUCUUGGAAAACAUUGUAGGUAGAGACUUUUUACCAAGAGGUACUGGUAUUGUGACGCGUCGACCUUUAAUUCUUCAACUUAUUAAUCGGGC